AUUUAUUGAAAAGAAGACUCAAUCUUUCGCAAGAAUUUUUCCUUUUCUCUAGCAGAAAGCAGAAAUGCCUUCAGAAUUGUCGAUAUCAAAGCUUUAUCGCGCACAUUUAAGCCAACUGUUCCACUUUUACCUCAUUCUAUGGUUGCCAAUCGUGAUCAGCAGUAAGAUUCUUGGUGAUAAAUGCGUCACUUCCAUUCAAAGUUUUAGUCUCUUGAAACAAGCAUACAAAGUUUUCAGGGUGCGGGAUAUGUUUUCCUGUUACUACCUCUGCAAAGGAGAUGAGAUCUGUCAGAGCAUAAACUUCAACAAAGUCAGCAGCUUUUGCGAGAUGAACAACCGAACACGUUUGGUCAGACCGUACCAUUUCGUGCCGAAUUCAAACAUCAUUUACUUGGAAAACCCAUUUCGAGCUUUCCUUGGUUCGUCACCAGCACUCCCAGUUUCAUCAUGCCAAGAGAUUAAAAACGCCUCCGAAGGACUGGCCCCUAAUGGUAGAUAUUGGCUAGCCUCGAUAGGAGCUGGAGACCAACCUUUCAGCGCUUAUUGCGAUAUGGAUAGAGAAGUGAUUGUAGAGUGUCCUAAGAACCUAUGCCAGAAUGGAGCAGAGUGUGACUUCUACGGGAGGGGUCAGUACAAGUGUCGAUGCUUACCAGGGUAUACUGGGAAGCAUUGUGAAAUUGAUAUUGAUGAAUGCUCCAGUAAUCCGUGUGUGAAUGGAGGUACAUGUAUCAAUUUGGUAAAUGGUUACAAUUGCUCCUGCACGUCAUCAUUGACUGGCAAACAUUGUGAACUCGGCAUGGGGGCAGAGUGCAGCUCGUACUUAUUCGACACAGAAGAAGACCGUAGCAUAAAGUAUCGAGCUGCAGGGUCAAAAAAAUGUGACAGUGCCUUUUCCGGAGGCUGGUACCGCUUUAACAGCACUGCUGGCUCAAAAAUGCCUACAUCUUGUGUGCCAAAGAGUAUGUGUAACACAGACGCACCCGGCUGGCUCAGUGGGAAUCACCCCACACUAAAGGAAGGAAUUGUCACUCGCACUGCUUGUUUUCAUUGGAGCACUAAUUGCUGCAACUGGAAGGUUAUCAUCAAUGUGAGGAACUGCGGAGAAUUUUUCGUUUACAAGCUUGUGAAACCAAACGUAUGCACUCUUCGUUAUUGCGUAACCACGUGAAACCAUAGUUCGAAGGGAGGUUCUUGGUCAGCUAACCCAACAUAUCUUUCGUAUAUGUCUGUGUUGGUUUUUUUUUAUUGAUUGAUUGUUUAAUUUUUCUUUCACCUGACCGUGCCAUACGUUUAACAGAACAUCAAUCAAGUUGAACUGACGGACCAAUCGAAAUUUCUGAUUAACUUAUUCAUUUGCUCAUUGGCUGGUUUGAAUGGGGCCCUGUAAAAAUAAUUAUAAUGCCUGAGCAUAACACUGGGAGUUAUGCUCCCAUUUCUUUGCGAAAUGUGCGUAACCAGUGCAGAGAAGAUGCAGCCGAAGACGGCCGGCCUACGGUUUGAGUAAACAUUAGGGAUUAAGGUUGUGCUCGGGUAG
Stylophora pistillata is the source of this 1534-nucleotide messenger RNA. RefSeq names its product uromodulin-like. Lineage: Eukaryota; Metazoa; Cnidaria; Anthozoa; Scleractinia; Pocilloporidae. Gene Ontology annotation, molecular function: Notch binding; calcium ion binding. Gene Ontology annotation, biological process: Notch signaling pathway. The record is from RefSeq and is a predicted model, not a curated record.